UAGUGUCGGACAGAGUUGAGGUAUUUGUGUUGUCGAAGAAGAGGAAGGGAAACCGGUGAGGGGGGGAUCGGCAACAGAGCAGAGUGAGAGCAAACUGGGGGCAUCCAAUAUGGCAUCGGGCGAUACGCUCUAUAUUGAAACUGACGGCUCGGAGAUGCCAGCCGAGAUUGUCGAACUUCAUGAAAUAGAAGUGGAGACUAUUCCCGUUGAGACUAUUGAGACCACAGUGGUCGGGGGUGAUGAUGAUGACGACGAGCACCACCAGCCCAUGUUAGCACUACAGCCACUAGUGACAGACGAUCCGAACCAGGUUCACCACCACCAAGAGGUGAUAUUGGUGCAGACCCGUGAAGAAGUGGUUGGGGGGGACGACUCCGACCUUCGUGCAGACGAUGGUUUCGAAGACCAAAUCCUCAUACCUGUCCCUGCCCCUGCCGCAGAGGAGGAAUAUAUCGAACAAACUUUGGUGACAGUGGCAGGGAAGAGCUCUUCGGCUGGACGAACGAAGAAAGGGGGAGGUGGCAGUGGGAAGAAAGCGGGUAAAAAAAGCUAUUUAAGUGCAGCGGAUGCCAGCGGUAGAAAAUGGGAACAGAAGCAGGUGCAAAUAAAGACUCUGGAAGGGGAGUUUUCAGUCACAAUGUGGGCUUCUGAUGACAAGAAGGACAUCGACCAUGAAACGGUGGUGGAGGAGCAGAUCAUCGGGGAGAACUCCCCUCCUGAUUACUCAGAGUACAUGACGGGGAAGAAGCUCCCACCCGGAGGCAUUCCAGGGAUAGACCUGUCUGACCCCAAACAGCUGGCUGAGUUCGCCAGGAUGAAACCACGGAAGAUAAAGGAGGACGAUGCCCCCAGGACGAUAGCCUGUCCCCAUAAAGGCUGCACCAAGAUGUUCCGGGAUAACUCUGCAAUGAGAAAGCACUUGCACACGCACGGGCCUCGAGUGCAUGUCUGCGCCGAGUGUGGCAAGGCCUUCGUGGAGAGCUCCAAGCUCAAGCGGCACCAGCUCGUUCACACAGGAGAGAAGCCUUUCCAGUGCACGUUUGAGGGCUGUGGCAAGCGGUUCUCCCUGGACUUUAACUUGCGCACACACGUGCGGAUUCACACGGGAGACCGCCCCUACGUCUGCCCCUUUGAUGGCUGCAAUAAGAAGUUCGCUCAAUCCACUAACCUGAAGUCUCACAUUUUAACGCAUGCUAAAGCCAAAAACAACCAGUGAGCCCUCGCGCCGCUCCCACCCAACCCCUAGCAGCACCAUUUAAUACAGAUGUUGAAAAUAAACAUCAAAUCCCCUUUGUAUAUUGUUUCUAGGACAAAAAGUUUUAAUGAAAAUGACCUCAUGGACUUUUUGAUAAGUGUGGAGAAAUUGUAAGAAUGAAGCUAUGUUUCAUACCAUCAGCUCUUGUAGUCCUAAAAGAACGCGCUGGUGUUCUAUAAAAUCAACUGUUACUAUGAAGUUCUGUUCAGGAAGAUGGACCUCAUGGACUUCAAUGAAAAGACAAUUCUUUGUACAACAACAAUUAAAACAUUUGACUUGUUUUUCACAUCAAAGUAAAAAGGUUUUCACCUGUCUGCAUAGAAAAAUAAUUGCUUUUUAAUUUUGUACUUCUAGUGUGCAUAUUGUACACUUAUUUUGGCAUAAGCUUAGUAAUGCUAUGUGUGAUUUUUUUUUUUCUUGAAGAUUGAAAUCUACUUGUAUAGUUCUUCAUGGAAGAAAAGUGGCAGUUACUGUACUACAUGCUUCAAAAGUAUUUUCAUGUAAAAAGUUUUUUUUUCUUUUGUUUGCUCCCCAAUUAGGUUGUAUUCUUUACCAUUAACUAAUUUUGUAUAAUUGUACGGUACAGUUCUGUUGAAAUCAUGUAGACGUAGAGAUGUGAUUUAAGUAGUGUUAAAAAAAAUUAAAGCAAUUGUCAUCACCAGUUACUUUAUUUUUCAUGAACUGUCCAAUUCAGAAAGAAUUAUUUUUCACUUCAAGCCUGCCUCACACAUGGAAAAAAAAACUGGUUGCAAUGUUAUGUAUUGUACGGGCUUCCCUCCUUGGUUAACCCUUGUUAAUAUGUACAUCACCUGUAUUUCAAGUGGCCAACAAUAAAAUGGUC
Molecule: messenger RNA, 2096 nt
Organism: Megalops cyprinoides (Indo-Pacific tarpon)
Lineage: Eukaryota; Metazoa; Chordata; Actinopteri; Elopiformes; Megalopidae
Product: transcriptional repressor protein YY1
Exons: 5
Coding region: 110-1216 (368 amino acids)
Biological process (GO): regulation of transcription by RNA polymerase II
Cellular component (GO): transcription regulator complex; PcG protein complex
Molecular function (GO): RNA polymerase II cis-regulatory region sequence-specific DNA binding; DNA-binding transcription factor activity, RNA polymerase II-specific
Source: RefSeq, a predicted model, not a curated record